UCAACUCUUCAGGGGCUAAAAAGACAUGCGUGUGCUCGCCGUCGUUCUUCUUCUCAUUAACGUCAUCGGAGCUGUUUCAUCGUUUUAUGUGUUGAGAAGUAGUGGCAGUCAAGGAGACGACGACACCCUCUCCACCCCGUUAACUCGACUACGCCGGAGUGGAAUCUUAUUCGGAAAAUUGGCACGGAACUGGGCGGCCGAUGACAAGAGAGUUGUUCUCAGGCCGUUAGUGGAAUAUGAACACGAUCCGUGGCAUUGACAAUUGUUGAAUUUCCCAUUUUUUGUCAUAAUUUUUUUGAGAAAAAUAUAUAUAAAAUGCUACUGAUGACGAUGAUGACGAAGGCGACCUCUAAUAAAUCGGUUUCCCAGUU
Molecule: messenger RNA, 371 nt
Organism: Caenorhabditis elegans
Lineage: Eukaryota; Metazoa; Nematoda; Chromadorea; Rhabditida; Rhabditidae
Gene: K10C9.1
Product: Neuropeptide-Like Protein
Exons: 2
Coding region: 26-259 (77 amino acids)
Source: RefSeq, marked reviewed